Messenger RNA from Musca domestica (house fly), 5139 nucleotides. RefSeq names its product DNA topoisomerase 2-binding protein 1 (gene mus101). Lineage: Eukaryota; Metazoa; Arthropoda; Insecta; Diptera; Muscidae. Bases 184 to 4698 code for a protein of 1504 amino acids. The transcript has 6 exons. Gene Ontology annotation, biological process: DNA replication initiation; mitotic G2 DNA damage checkpoint signaling; mitotic DNA replication checkpoint signaling. The record is from RefSeq and is a predicted model, not a curated record.
UUGCAAUAACUGACACUUGGUGAAUUCAAUUUGGCGCAACCAAUUACAACUACAACUCUCAAAGAGGCAGAAAAAACGCGAGGAACACAACUUGAGGAAACAUAUUCUUUUGCAGAAAUUAACAAAUAACAAAAAUUCCAAAUAGUUUUCGUGCAAAUUUGUGGCGAAUUCUUGCUUUUCUAAAUGAGUUUGGACGAUUCCAUCAAUGCCUACUUCGUUACAACCAUUAACGCUGCCACCAACGACAGCGAUGAGAAAGCCAUCAAAGACUUCAAGAAGUCAUUGACUUAUUUACAAAAUCACAUUCCAGAGGAGAAUAUACGACAGAUCAAGGCCAGCGAAGGUUUUCCCUUGAUAGCCUCUGGAAGGCUAACAAAAAAAGAUGUUUUCAUUUUCGAUCGUUUCGAAGGUGAUUUCUUUCAGCAGCUGCAACAGACAAAAUCAUUGAUUAUUGGACCACCAUGUCUAACGCAAUGUUUGUUGAACGAACAGCAAAUACCGUUGGGUACAAGUCCCGUGUUUACGUGUGCCAUGCGAGAUUUGCAAAUCUCGGCAACUGGCAUCACAGCCCAGGAGAAGGAUAAACUGAAAAAUUUGAUACAAUGGAUGGGUGGUCAUUAUUUUCAAAAUUUCGGUAGAUCUGUAACGCAUUUGAUAUCGAAUACAAUCAAGUCCACUAAAUAUGAACACGCAACAUUAAAUGGCAUCCCGGUGAUGCAUGUUGAUUGGGUUCAACGUGUAUGGGAACGUAGCUGUGCUGCCCAGGUCUCAGCCACCGAUGAGGAAUUCGAUAAAUAUAAAUUGCCCAUAUUUUUUGGUACAAAUAUAACUUGUACUGGUUUGGACAGUGAAAAGAAAGAUAAGGUAAUGCGUUUGGUCAAUGAAAAUGGCGGAACCUACCAUCGUGCCUUCAGAUCCCAACUGGUAGACAUUGUCAUAACUGAAAAGAAUAAAACAAAUUCAGAGAAAUAUGCAGCUGCUGUUCGGUAUAAAAAAGAUAUCCUCUCACCCGAAUGGAUAUUCGACAGUGUGCAAAAGGGAUUUGCCUUGCCCACCAAACCCUAUCAAAUCAAAUCGUUAAAGGUGUCUACACCAACAAAAACCGAUCAAAGUUUGGCCGACUUUACGGUUGCCGAAAACACGGAUAUAUCACGAAUUAGUACCGCAGGUACUGGCAGGCGGGCUAACAGUGAUAUGACAACUGUAAAUGAUACAAUAUGUUCAAAUCUGAAUGAGAGCCAUAGCAGUGGUCCAACAUUUGUGGCGCCAAUAAAUCCCGUUUCAAAAGAUCUCAAGAAAGAUCUGUUGAAGAAAGCAGGCGCUGGUACUCAUUAUCGUUUGGUCUAUGAAGAGAUAUGUCCCAAACAAGCCAAGAAGGCUGGAAACUUUUUGGAUGGCUGUUGCAUUUAUUUGAGUGGUUUUCGUCCGGAAGAGAGGGAAAAGUUAAAUCGUAUUUUAAAUGCUGGUGGUGCAACCAGAUAUGAUGUGGUCAAUGAAAAGAUAACUCAUAUCAUUGUGGGGCAACUGGAUGACAGCGAAUUUAAGGCAUGGAAACGGGAUAACAUUUUAACAGGCAUUCACAUUGUACGUCUGGAUUGGCUUUUGGAAAGUAUUAAAAUAAAACAAACAGCCUCCGAGGCAGUUUAUCGUGUCUCCUUGCCAACAUCGCGGGAACCUGAUGCACCAUCACCCUCAUCAAAGAAAACCUUACGUUCAAUGAAUCAUAGUUUCAAACAACCAGAUAAGCCCAUAAAAAAGAAACUAUUUUCUAAAGAUGCCGAAAGUGAUAUGGACAAUGAUAGUGAUGCUGCAGCUACGCCUAAGAAUGCUGUGGAACUACCAUCGGAAGCUGAAGAAAAUGAUCUGAUAUCACAAUAUUCACAAGAAAAUGUACCGCAAGCUCCUCCACCAUUGCCUCAAAAUGUAACCAUACUGCCGGAUGAGUCAAUGUCCCAUCCCAUGGCUUCAUCCACGCAGUGUACACCAAAUGAGCCGCCAACAAAAGCCAAAACACCUGCAGCUACUUCAGCAGCACCUCAAGCUCAGCCUUCAAAUGUUACAGAUGCAUCCGGCUUUACAAUUGAUUAUGAGAACUUGGAUUUCUUCCAAGGAAUGUCAUUGUACAUUGACAACAAUCAUUUCCCCGAAGAAUUCUACACACAAAUGAUCAGUGAGUGUGAAGCUGCCCAAGGCAAUAUUGUUCCGGCCACAUUUCGGGAUCCCGUCGACUAUGCCAUUGUGUCGUUUGAAAGUACUUUGGAUGUCAGUAAAUUGCCUGUAAAGGCAAGGAAUAUUGUCACAGAAUUGUAUGUGGAAAGUUGUAUGAAAGUCAAUAAAUUGGUACCCAUCGAAUAUUAUCACAAACAUAUCCCCCACACAGCAGAUAUGCAACCUUUGCAGGGUAUGACAAUUGUCAUUUCCAUUUAUUCGCUGCUGGAGAGAGAUUUCAUUGACUCCAUUGCCCAACUACUUGGCGCCAAUGUAAACAAGACUUUUGUAAAGAAAGAGAGGCCCCUGCUCAUAUGUCCCAAUCCGGAGGGUUCGAAAUAUGAAGGAGCUCUCAAGUGGCGUUAUCCUGUCGUGACAUCGGAAUGGCUAUUAAAAUGUGCCGAAGAAGGAAGAAAGGUAUCCUAUGGUCCCUUUCUUGUGGGAGAUAGUCCUGAAGAUUUCCCCCUAUCGCCCACCUUGCGUGAACGUAACACAACAAAUUCUGCCCGAAAGACGGUGGACAAAAACACCCCAGCAACACCCAUCAAUCAGCCACCACCGCAACCACAAUAUAUGGAUGUUGACGGUGUUGAAAAUAAUCAGGGUAACGCAACUCUCACGGAUGCGGAUAACAAUCUGCCGGCACCUGAAACAUUUACACCAUUGCGUAAUAAAAGAGUCUCUGAAUUGGCUGGUCCUGGUCGGGUAACACGACAAUCAUUGGGAGGUAAUACAAGUCUCACGGGACCCGAAUCGCCGCACACUCCGACCAACAAUUACGCCAAGGCUUCGUACAAUUUUGAUUUCAUGGAAAACAUUUUGGCCGAAAUUGAAAACGAAGAAGAACGUGAAUGUCUGCGUGAAGUUAUAAAUGAAAUGAAAAAUAAUCAAACUCCCGAAUUGGAAAGAAUACGCCGUCAAGCUUGUACACCCAUAAAUCGUAAAGUACCCACGCCCAAAGGUAUACCAGAUUUUUGUACAACUCCCGAAUUUGAAAAACGUAUGGCUGAUGAAUUUGAAAGGCGUUGGCGUUUGCCAACCAAGAAAAUGAAACCCGACACACCCAUAGAUGAGAUACGUAAACGUGUGCUGAGGGCUACUUGUAAAGCCAUGGGUAUACCGUACAGUGAUGACGAUGAAGAGAAGGCUUCGAGUAGCCGUAAAUCCUUGGCAUCAAAAUCGAAUAGCAAUUUAGAUACUACCCCCUUGAACAAUAAAAGUUUGCGUAGUGCCUCUGCCAUAGCGCCAAGGGCGAUUUUUGGUCAAAACAAUACACCAGAUCAUCAAAAGACUGUCUCCACCUUUAAUAUACCUGCAAAUGAAACAAGAAAAUCCGAUACAUUUAUACCCAACACACAAAGUCCAAAUACAUCGGCGGCGAAUAGACGUAGCAUAACACAAUCUUCGCCCAGUGGAUUGGGUCAGCGGGCCUCCUUGGGUGGUGUGGGCAAAUCAACAAUUAAUUUCGAUAAAAUCAGUUUUGAAGAAACAAAUGUUGAAGAAAAUGCCGCGGGAGCUGCAACAACAUCCAAUGCCACAGCCACCACCACCAGGCCAUCAUUGCCAACGGGUGCUUCACCUGAAAUCAAACAAAUUACGGAUUAUUUACGUAAUUGUGAUUCGAGACGACAAAGUUUGAAACGCACCCGACUCAGUAGUGAUCAACAGCAAUCGACGCUUCAAUCGAUGGAAACGGAAGCACAUUAUGUUCAACCAUUCGAAUCGGAACAAUUGCAGACUGAAGAUAUGGUGGGUUGGCGUGAUCCCACCGAAUUCCAUGCUCAGCGUAAGGCACGUCAAGUGGCACCGUCGAUGCAAUAUCAAGGCACACCACGUUUUAGUAUUUCCUGUUCCGACGAGGAGACCAGAGAUGAUAUAAUAUCGAAAAUUUUGCAAUUGGGUGGGGAGGUUUGUGAAAAUUUGGUAAACUUCGAUCCCGAAUGCACUCACUUCGUUUGUGAGAAACCCAAUCGGGGUGAGAAAAUGCUCGGCUGUAUAUCAUCUGGAAAAUGGGUACUUAGUUUGAAAUAUAUCGAAGAGUGUUUUGCCAAGGAUGUCUUCAUCGAUGAGGAACUUUAUGAAUGGGGCAAUUGUAAGGCUCUCAAUUUGCCACAACUAACGGCUGAUGAACAGGUUAUUGCAACGGCAGCACAUCGUUGGCGCAAAGAUCUAUCGGGUACCAUAUUGGGAGCAUUUACCGGCAUACGGGCCAUACUACGUAUAAGUAAUCGUAAUGUUGAUGCUCUGAAAAAUGUUAUCAAGGCUGGCAAGGGUGAAAUUGUAGAGGCCACAGCACCCUAUAGCUCAUGCGCCAAGCUGGCAGCAACGGCCACUCACUGUUUUGUGGAUGUGAAAAAAUGUCCCUUAGAUGCCGAUGAUUAUGAAUUUCUUAAAAAUCAUGAUGUCUUUGUGCUAACCCAGAUGUAUAUCAAUGCAUUUUUGAUGAAUGGCCCGGAUGUAGAUAGGGCCAAGUAUGAGAUUCAUAUGUAAACAAUAGUAGGAAAUCAAGCUAAAUCAUGCCAGCAAGCAAGUUAUACAAAAACUAUUGUCAAAAUUCAAGCAAAACUAAAUCACAACCCAUUAAAGCAAUAUCCCGUGUGUACUUUUCCAACAUCCAUCAUUCAUAUCUCAAAAAAAAAAAGUAAAUAUGCAAAUUUCCUCCGCAAGGUUAACCGAAUACAUUUCAAAACUUCAAACGCAAAACUCAAUUUAUUCGGAAGUCUGUGAGUACACAUUGUAAAUGUAGCUGUUGUAGUUUGUCAAUUCAAUUCAUUUAACUGCCAUAGAGAUUUUAAAUUUGUUUAUGACCACAUUUGCAAAACAAAUUCACUUCCGAUCCGAUGAUGUGUUUAAAAAUAACUUCAGUUGGUUUUGUAGGCAGCAAUAUUUUUAGAGUCUGUGUUACUAAACUUUAUGCAAAUAUAUUCCAUG